This is a messenger RNA of Neolamprologus brichardi, 2662 nucleotides long. The record is from RefSeq and is a predicted model, not a curated record. NCBI's taxonomy places the organism in Eukaryota, Metazoa, Chordata, Actinopteri, Cichliformes, Cichlidae.
CACACAAACACACGCCCCCAUUCACUGAGGGCACGCACAUACACAGAUCCUCUCACAUACACACUCACAGCUGUUGAUACUUCUCUAUCUGAUGAACGCUAGAGCAGCCAAGACGGGGAGACUGUAAGAAUCUGGGAGAAUCUGCUGUCUGCUGGCAGCUUCACCGAGGAGCAUUUAUAUGGAAAAUCUGCAGGGACGCGUGGACGGACUGGUUUUCUGAUCGCCGCCUGGUUAUUCGUAUCCCGCUCUUUCUCUCUCGUCUCUCCCGGCUUCUUUCUGGGACUCACUGGUGGAAUUUGUGCACGGGCACCGAGCAGCAGUGAGAAACAGAGACAUGUGUUUUGCCUCAGCUGCCUACUACUACUCCCCAUUCUCUCCCAUUCACUGACCAAGUAGGAAAUAAACACAAGGUGACGGUCAGAGUGGCAGCCGUAGAGCAAGCAAGUGAGGUGAAACAGGCAUGAGUGCGGGCAGCCAUCAGGGGGUGGUGACCACCCCUCCUCCGCCUGGUGGAGGUACUAAGGAGCGCUACUUCGACCGGGUCGACGUGAAUGAUCCGGAGUACAUCAGGGCCAGAAACAUGUCUCCCGACCUCCGACAGGACUUCAACGUUUUGGAGCAGAAGAAACGUGUCACACAGAUACUACAGAGCCCCGCUUUCAAGGAGGAAUUGGAGAGCCUGAUCCAAGAGCAGCAACGGAAGGGGAACAACCCCACUGGCCUGCUGGCCCUCAGGCAGAUCGCAGACUUCUUUAUGGCCAGCACAGUUGCCGGUUUCAACACUUCCCCCCUCAGCCUGGGGAUGGUCACUCCCAUCAACGACUUGUAUGGAGUGGAAUCCACCACGAUGGUGAAAGGCGAGAAGCUGACGCGUUGUAAACUGGCCAGCCUCUACAGACUGGUGGACCUGUUCAGCUGGGCACACUUCGCCAACUCCUACAUCACAGGCCGAGUCAGUAAAGAGCAAGACCACAUCCUGAUCAUCCCCAGAGGACUCUCAUUUGCUGAGGCAUCUGCUUCAAACCUGGUGAAAGUCAACAUCAUCGGGGAUGUGAUCGACCAGGGCUCCACCAACCUGAGGAUCGACCCCGCAGGUUUCAGCCCCCAUGCUGCCAUCUACUCCAUGCGUCCAGACAUCCGCUGCAUCAUACACGUGCACACUCCUGCCACAGCAGCUGUAAGUUCACAUUACCACACGUUAUAUUAUACCCAACCUUGCAAACCUCUCUGUGAUGAUUUUCCCUGCAGAUUGGUGCUUGAUGCUUAUUUUUUUAAGAGGGGUGCGAUUAGAAAUGGACCUGUGGUGCCUCUCUGUGAUCGGACUCUUCUGAUGCUUACAAUGACUUUUUUCUGUGUGCACGUGUUCCAGGUUUUGGUGCUGAGGAAUCACGGCGUGGUUGCUCUCGGGGAGACCAUCGAAGAGGCCUUUCACUACAUCUACAACGCUCAGUAUGCCUGUGAAAUCCAGGUUAAUGCCAUUUCUUGUGCUGGAGGUGUGGACAACCUUAUAGUGCUGGACCAGGAGAAGUACAAAUCACGAGUGUUCACCGUCGCCUCGGCGGCUGCUAUCAACAUGGCUGGGCAAUACAAGUGGAAAAUCGGUGAGCUGGAGUUUGAGUCUCUGAUGAGGAUGCUGGAUAAUCUGGGCUACAGGACAGGCUAUGCAUACCGGCACCCCAUCAUCCGGGAGAAGCCGAGGCACAAGAGCGACGUCGAGAUCCCCGCCACGGUUACAGCGUUCAUGUUCGAAGAGGACGCGGAUAGUGGUGCAACACGGCUGCCCUUCAAGUUUCUCCAGCAGCGGCAGCAGAGGGAGAAGACACGCUGGCUCAAUUCACCCAACAGCUACACCAAGGUCAGCGUAGAAGGUGGAGAGGAGCGCUACAACAGCCGGACAACCACGUGGAUGAAGGCAGAUGACCCAGGAACCCCAAUUCGUAUCGAGGAUCCCAAUCAGUUUGUCCCUCUCAACACAGAUCCCACUGAAGUGCUGGCGAAGAGGAACAAAAUCAGAGAGCAGAACCGGCUUGAUUUGAUGUCAUCAGGGCCGCGGUCUCAGCACCUUGCAGGCAUCCCUGUCGACGAACCGCGAAAGGAUCUGGUGCAGAUAAACGUUCUGCCAUACGUGCCCACAGAGGAAGAGCAGAUGGCUCCCCUGCCUCCCAACCCUUUCAGUGAGUUGUCAGUGAAGGAGCUGGAAGAGUAUCGCAAGAACGUGGAGAGAAGGCAACUGGGCCUCAGCGAGAACCACACAGGACUGAUGAACGGUAAAAACGACCACGGGGACGUGGACGAGGAGCUGUCAAAGCGCGUGAGCCAGCUGACCACCAGCGUUGAGAGCGUGGAGAUCACCGUGCGCUCCGGGGAGAAAAUCGAAGAGGCCCUGUCCCCCGAGAGCUCGCCCUCCAAGUCGCCCAACACCAAGAAGAAGAAGAAGUUCCGCACCCCAUCCUUCCUGAAGAAAAACAAAAAGAAAGAGAAGACGGAGGCCUGAGAGCGAGCGGGCAGCAGGCGGCGAGGCAGACGGGGAGAUCAUCUGCAUAGAAGAAUGAGGGGCAAGCAAACCCCCGUUUUCUGUUUAAUAAUGUCUGUUUUUAUUUUGUUUUAAAUGUCCUUUUAUGUUUUUAAUUUUAUUUGUUUUUUAACAAAAGGUUUUAUGUGC